UAUCCAUCUGUCAACCCUCCAUUUCUCCCUUCAUUCCCUUUCGCUGUCAAAACGCCACACUGGCGAUGUCGGAGUCUUACGAUUUCCUGUUUAAAUUCCUGGUGAUUGGGAAUGCUGGAACUGGCAAAUCCUGCCUGCUGCACCAGUUCAUCGAGAAGAGAUUUAAGGAUGAAUCCAACCACACAAUUGGAGUGGAGUUUGGCUCCAAGAUCAUCAGUGUGGUCAACAAAAUGGUCAAACUGCAGAUUUGGGACACUGCAGGACAAGAACGGUUCAGGUCUGUGACCAGAAGUUACUACAGAGGAGCAGCAGGAGCGCUGCUGGUUUAUGAUAUCACCAGUCGAGAGACAUACAACGCUCUGACUACAUGGUUGAGCGAUGCCAGGAUGCUGGCCAGUCAGAACAUCGUCAUCAUCCUGUGUGGAAACAAGAAGGACCUGGACGCUGAUAGAGAGGUCACGUUCCUAGAAGCUUCACGCUUCGCUCAGGAGAACGAGCUGAUGUUCCUGGAGACCAGCGCUUUAACAGGGGAGAACGUCGAAGAGGCCUUUGUCCAGUGUGCUCGGAAAAUCCUCAACAAGAUAGAGUCAGGGGAGCUGGAUCCAGAGAGGAUGGGGUCAGGUAUCCAGUAUGGCGAUGCUGCGUUACGACAGCUUCGUUCUCCUCGUCGCGCUCAGCCACAGGGCACCCAGGAGUGUGGCUGCUAGUGGGCGCACCCAGUAACAUACGCAGACAAGUGUGUUUCAGACAGGUUUGUGAAGACCAGGAGAAGAACAGCCAUGUGGGACCCAGAUGAUGUUGGGUUCAGGUUGCUAUGCCGGUGACUCCUCCCUGACUCCUCUUUGACCUUCGCACGGAACCUUCUGAACCUUCGUAGUCAUGGCUGCACCUGAAGAGAGCCCCCUCCCCUCCCACCCCCACCCCGACCUCCUGACCCCCCACACUCUCCAACAACCUACUCCACUAAUGGACCAAACCCCAGCUAGCCCUUGAAUCAGGAUGAGAAUUACUGACAUUUGUGUAACUUAUCUCUCUCUUACUUGUUUUCCUGCCAUCUACACUACUUCACCACAUACUUAUCUCUCCAUCCACCUUCUCUAAUUUCCUAUUAACCUUCUAUACCACCUACUUAACAGCUUGCUCCCCUGUAAUAAACUUAACAGUCUACUGACUCCCAUGCAUUUUGCACUCCCUUCAUGCCUUCUGCACCCCCUGCUUGCACAUUUUUUCUCCCAGUAAGCGUCCCUUGGUAAAUACAUUCAUCGCCACCUCCUCCACAUUCUGCCUGGACCUGCUGAGCCUCUGCACAAACUUCCCCUCCUGCCCUCCAUCCCUUCCUCUCUUGCAUUUCUUUUCCCUCUUACCUUCCCUCACAUCUACCUGCCUGUCUCUUUAACACCACGCUCUCUGUCUUUCUAAAUCUCUGCCCUUUCCCUCCUACAGCAUCGUAUACACUGUACAGUGUUUCUGUAUAUAGAGACUGACGCAUGUUUUCUCCAACAGAAUAUCAGAGUAUUUCAUUUAUGAAGAGAUAUUAUAUGUAUAUUGAAGUAGGUAUCAUAUUCAGCAUCCGUUACAUUGUUCACUGUAUUAUUAUUAUUAUUAUUAUUAUUAUUAAUAUUAUCAUGUUAAGCUACAAUACACUGGCAACUUGUGAGCAGUACACAUGAGCAGUACUGUUUGCAGCGAUUUGUAUAUUUGUAAAUGAGACAAGUUGAUGUGGAUGACAUCACGGAUUUACUAGUUUAUGUGGAAAAAUGCUGUUUAUCAUUGUUCAUGCUCAUAGAUUAAAAAACAGACACAGCCAGGCAGAAAUACUCUGAACAGACUUUCUGUUAGUUCAGUUAAAUCAUCUGGAGCAUAAAUAUCUUGUCAUAUCUUAAUUUACACUUGCUCAUCCAGCAUUCACCUUUCAGAUAAAUUACCUAUCUGACAGCGUAAUGUCCUUUAUUUUAAAUGUUGUUUACAUGAAAACCUGACUGACUGACUGCUGUGGUAAAAACGGUCAAAUGCAUUUCAAGUUUUAGCAACGAUGUGAAACUGUCUGAUGUGUGCUUGAUUCAUUUUGUCUCCAAAGAUACUGUUUGUCUCUCAACAUCAAACAGUUUUGACACACGAAGCUCUCAACUAAAACCACUUCAAUUUGGGGAUUUUUUUUACAUAUUAGAUUUAGAUUUAAUGAAAAAAUGUGUUUUGAAAGUUUCUUUACCUUGUUGUAAAGGUCAUCAUGGUUGACAUAGUUGUAUACAAGCAUGAAGACGUCACUCUUAUAUGUUUAUUUACAUUUUUUAACAUUGUAGAAAUUAGGAAUGAAUAAAAACUACACUUUAAAUCAAGCACAUGUCAAACAGUUGGUCUGAUGGUGGCUUUGGCUGCUUUACAUCAGGUUGCUUAUUGUCUCAUGUUUAUGUCAUUAAGUCCUUAGUUUAUCUUCAUGUAUGUCUGUUUUUCUCUCGUCAUUAUGAAUAUCAUGGAUUUUUAAUUUAUUGUGUAUGAUAA
Thunnus maccoyii (southern bluefin tuna) is the source of this 2499-nucleotide messenger RNA. It is a transcript of the gene rab4a, whose product is annotated as RAB4a, member RAS oncogene family. The record is from RefSeq and is a predicted model, not a curated record. Gene Ontology annotation, molecular function: GTP binding; GTPase activity. Bases 66 to 707 code for a protein of 213 amino acids. Gene Ontology annotation, cellular component: endosome. The transcript has 8 exons. Gene Ontology annotation, biological process: regulation of endocytosis; Rab protein signal transduction. NCBI's taxonomy places the organism in Eukaryota, Metazoa, Chordata, Actinopteri, Scombriformes, Scombridae.